GUCGUCCCGCCUGAGGACUCAGAGCCGGGCUCCGACUUGCUUGCAGCGGCACACAGCGCGGCCGAUGCGGUGUCUUCUGGUGCAGCUAGCAGCGCAGUGACUCCCGGCCAUUUGGGAGACCUUUUUGUGGCCAACAAGGCAUCUGGGCAAGUCAAAGAGCCGGUGGCCCCGCCGAAGCCCAGCGAGGGGUCAGAGUCCGGCAGCGACCUUUUCGGUUUGGCCAAGGGCGUGGCUGCGGAGGUUUCUAAAUCCGGCGUUGAGUCGGUGUCUGCGGGCCGCGGUGCAGGCGGUGUGCGUGACCUCUUCGCGCCGGUGCGCGUCCCGGCUGCGCCCGCCGAAGACUCGGAGGCUGGCUCGGACCUUCUGGCCGCAGCGCGGACUGCAGCCGACGCGGUCUCGUCUGGAGUCGCCAGCAGUGCAGUCUCCGCGGCGAACGGUCGCCUUGGCGACCUCUUCGCCCCUAGCCAGGCGUCGAGAGCAAAGGCCCCAGCGGUCCCCCCGAAGCCCAGCGAGGGCUCUGAAUCCGGCAGCGACCUCCUGGGCUUUGCCAAGGGUGCUGCUGCGGAGGUCUCGCGUUCUGGUGUCCAGUCGGCAACAUCCGGGCUCGGUGGAGGUGGCAUGCGCCACUUGUUUGUGCCACCGGCGCGAUCGCGGGUCACCACGCCGCCCGCCGAAGACUCGGAGGCUGGCUCGGACCUUCUGGCCGCAGCGCGGACUGCAGCCGACGCGGUCUCGUCUGGAGUCGCCAGCAGUGCAGUCUCCGCGGCGAACGGUCGGCUUGGCGACCUCUUCGCCCCUAGCCAG
Messenger RNA from Symbiodinium necroappetens, 804 nucleotides. The record is from the annotation of a GenBank genome assembly. Lineage: Eukaryota; Dinophyceae; Suessiales; Symbiodiniaceae.